Messenger RNA from Cajanus cajan (pigeon pea), 879 nucleotides. NCBI's taxonomy places the organism in Eukaryota, Viridiplantae, Streptophyta, Magnoliopsida, Fabales, Fabaceae. The record is from RefSeq and is a predicted model, not a curated record.
AUGUCUAGAGCCAAUGAACAGAUAGCCCGGGCCAUGGAGAUAAUGGCCAUGGCUAUGCAACUGCAAAAUGCCUAUUUUUCUAGGAUGGAGGCGGAGAGAGCUGCAGCUAGUGCAGCAAGGCCCACUGGGUCACAGGAGAGCCGGGACUUGGCUGAGUUCCGGAAAUGCCAUCCUCCUCAGUUCAAGGGAGAGGCAAAUCUAGAGGUGGAUGACCACUGGAUUUGUGAGCUUGAGAAGAUCUUCACUGUACUGGGAUGUUCUCAAGAGAGGAGGCUAGCAUACGCGGUGUACAUGCUUGUUGGAGAAGCCGAGCAUUGGUGGAGGGGUACCCAUCAUAUGCUAACUGCCAGAGGGGUGGUUGUGGACUGGGAGUGCUUCAGAAGGAUGUUCUUGGAGAAGUAUUUCCCUGAGUGUGUGAGACAUGCCAAGGAAGCUGAGUUCAUGCGCUUACACCAAGGAGGGAUGAUUGUUUCUAAAUAUGCGAUGAAAUUCGAGCACCUAGCUCGUUUUUAUUCGCAAGGCAUAGCUGAGGCUUGGAAGUGUCGGAAGUUUGCUGAGGGUCUGAAAUAUGAUCUAAAGAGGGUGGUGGGUGGAGGUGCUGCCCUUAGAUGUUACAGGUGUGGUGGGUCCCAUAUGAUCAGGGAUUGCCCCCACACAGAGAACUGGUGUUUCAGGUGCCAGCAGAUGAGCCAUGUGUCUUUCAACUGCCCCACCGGAAACAGACCGGAGAGGAAUACACGGAGGAGUGAUGCUCAGAGAGGAGAUGCUCAGAGGGGUGACAGACCCACCGCUGCUGGUAGGGUCUUUGCUUUGACAGGUGCUGAGGCUUCGACUUCUUCUGAUCUUGUGAAAGGGAAGGGCAGAGCUGCUGACCCCUAA